Molecule: messenger RNA, 3050 nt
Organism: Priapulus caudatus
Lineage: Eukaryota; Metazoa; Priapulida; Priapulimorpha; Priapulimorphida; Priapulidae
Product: serine/threonine-protein phosphatase 6 catalytic subunit
Exons: 9
Coding region: 6-923 (305 amino acids)
Biological process (GO): G1/S transition of mitotic cell cycle; peptidyl-serine dephosphorylation
Cellular component (GO): cytoplasm
Molecular function (GO): protein serine/threonine phosphatase activity
Source: RefSeq, a predicted model, not a curated record
UCAAAAUGGUUGCAAUGGAUCUAGAUAGGUGGAUAGAAAUUGCAAAAGGAUGCAAAUAUCUUCCAGAAAAUGAUUUAAAGAAAUUAUGUGACUAUGUAUGCGACUUGUUAUUGGAAGAAUCGAACGUUCAGCCCGUAUCAACACCCGUAACUGUCUGUGGUGACAUACAUGGGCAGUUUUACGAUCUUGAGCAAUUGUUCCGCACGGGAGGACAAAUCCCCGAUACCAAUUAUGUCUUCCUGGGCGACUUUGUAGAUAGAGGGUACUACAGCUUAGAAACUUUAACACGGCUACUAACGUUAAAAGCAAAGUGGCCGGAUCGCUUGACCUUGCUAAGAGGUAACCACGAGAGCAGACAGAUUACGCAAGUCUACGGCUUUUAUGACGAGUGUCAGAGUAAGUACGGCAAUGCGAACGCGUGGAGAUACUGCUGCCGGGUGUUCGAUCUGCUCACAGUCGCAGCCAUCAUAGAUGAACAGAUACUGUGUGUUCAUGGUGGCCUCUCCCCAGAUUUAAAGACACUCGAUCAGAUACGUACGAUAGAGCGAUGCAUGGAAAUACCACACAAGGGAGCUUUCUGUGAUCUUGUCUGGUCGGACCCGGAGGAUGUGGAGACGUGGUCGAUAUCGCCGCGCGGUGCGGGCUGGCUGUUCGGGGCGAGGGUCACGCAGCAGUUUGUCGACACCAACAACCUCAAGCUGAUCUGUCGCGCUCACCAGCUGGUGCACGAAGGCUACAAGUUCAUGUUCGACGAUAAGCUGGUGACCGUCUGGUCGGCGCCCAACUACUGCUACCGCUGCGGCAACGUCGCCUCGAUCCUCGCGUUCGCCGACGCCGACACCAAGGAGCCGAAGCUGUUCCAGGCGGUGCCGGACGAUGAACGCGUGAUGCCGUUGCGAGUCACCACGCCAUACUUCCUCUAGACCGGCGCCGCUCCAAGGUGGGGUGGAGGUUGUUGUAUGUUGCCGGCCGAUCGGGGCCGGUCUAACUCUGAUCACGAGUCACCACACCAUACUUCCUCUGUUGCCGUUCUGACGAGGGUGGCUGCUGUUGGGCGUACACCCUGUAGAUCGGCGCUGCUCUGGCUACGGUCGCCGUGUCACCACGCCCUAAUUCUUGUAGACAGAUGCUAGGGUAACUAGGGUCGCACGGCAUUACUCUUAAGGAGGCUUGGGUGUCAACACGCCAUACUUCCUGUAGACCGAUGCUAGGAUUACUAGAGUUGCACGCCGUCACUCUUAAGGAGGGUUGGGCAUCGUCACGCCCUACUUUCUCUAGACCAGUAUCGCUCUAACGAGGGUGAUUCCUUCGCUCGACGACGCGCCGUACUUUAUAUAGACCGGUGCCGGGUUCCUUGUAGUCCGGCACCACUCCCAAUCGACAAGGAUGUCAGUCAGCAUCCCCCCCUCACGAUUGUUAUAGAUGAGGGUCAUACUCGUUCACUUGUCGUCGAUGGGCGUGACGUGAUUUGUUUUAAGUGAGCUUCGUUCCCUUACCCUGUGAAGACCUGUCUCAGUCCAACUAGUCUAGCAACGUCACAGAGAUAUGCGUUAGUCCCUACGUGACAUCACAGAGGCUUGCCUCAGUCCCUCCGUGACAUCACAGAGAUGCGUGAGUCCCUCCGUGAUAUUACAGAGAUGCCUCAGUCCGGCUACAACAUUGCAGAGAUGCCUUAGUUCUCCCAUUACAUCACAGAUACAUCUCAAUCUCUGUGUGACAUAACAGACACAUGCCUCGGUCCCGCUACAACAUCGCAGAGAUGCCUUAGUUCUCCUAUUACACCACAGAUACAUCUCAAUCUCUCUGUGACAUAACAGACACAUGCCUCGGUCCCGCUACAACAUCGCAGAGACACGCAUCAGUUUCUUAGUGACAUCACAGAGAUGCCUCAGUCUCUCCGUGACACCACAGAGACUCUGUGCUCGUUGCAUGUUAACUGCACUUAGUACUCUGUGUUCUGUGGCGGUGCACUGUACUUUUACUGUGCGCUCACUGCUUAUAACCUGUACGCAGUACUCUGUGGUGAGGAUCUGGAUACUGGAUCCAGCACUCUAUGUUCGGUGCCUGCAUGCCUGGGCUACUACGGGCAUCUUUCUGAGUUGUCAUCAUACCAUCAUGCUUUGGCCUAAGAUCAGCAUUAAACUAUACUGCCUGUACUGGCAUGUGAUGGCAGCGUAUACACUAGGUAAAAAUAAUGUGUCAAUUUGUUUAGUGUAUAUCGUUGGCUACUGAGACGUGAUAUGGGGUUUACCCCAUGUAAGAUCUUUUAGCCUACUAAAAUCAUGAUGUCAGCAAAGUUACAAGAAACAACAUAACAGAUGUUUUUUUACUUGUAAGAGGUAGGCUAACAUAUGAUACAGCACUGUUCCAACAUCGAUUUAAAGUAAGGGUAACAGAGCGUGUGGGUGAAAUAGUAGUGUAACGACAUGCUAGUUGCUGCACACUCACAGGUCGAGACCUUUUGGGUUAAGUUAAGAUUGCAUUACGACUGUUGCGCCAUUAUGUACAUGUACAAGUGUGUUAACUGACAGUGCAAAACACAGCGGGUGCGGUAAAACGUGUUAAGGGUGCCUUCCCACUUAAAUUGUGCUGUCAAACAAAAAAUCUGGUGAAAUUCAAUUAUUAAGGGUGUGUUCAUACUGUCCAAUGCACAUAUGACGGGUAAACGAAGUUAUCAGAAUUGAAUUUAUUCCCAGUUCUUUUCCCAGGAAGUAUAACCUACAGGGCUCGAGUUAUAAAUGGCGUUUUGUAUUUACUGCUACUCAUUCUUUCUGUAAGGGGUCGGUCAAAACUGUUAAGUUGUCCGUGUAGAUUUAAUAGGCUUAUUGCCGUUACGCGACAUUCACUUUCUAAAUUAAUUAUUUUUAUAGACUUUACCAUGUUUACUGUGAUUUGUGACAAAUUAGUUGCAUUAGUUAUCUGGGAAGGCAUCACUAACUUGCAUUGUUAGUUACGUGCUAUCGUCUGUUCUCUGUAUGCGUGUGAUUUUAGAUUUGUAUAAAAAUAAGUAGAAUUGAAUAAAUUGUACAGAAAUAGAUAAAUACUUCAAA